CGCACAAUACGCAGCGUAGGUAGACCAGAAGGAUGCGCAUGCGUAUUCAACAUAGGAAGGACGCUGGCCGUUUUGGUUAUGAUGGCGGUUGCAGAAGCUGAGCGGAAAGUGGUCGACACCCAGCCUGAGGUGGCUGUUCCGCCCAUGGACGGGCUGCAGCUGGUCCAGCAGGGGGCCGAGGCCCGGGUCUAUCGGGGCCGCUUCCUAGACCGGCCAACUGUGAUGAAGCACCGCUUCCCCAAGCGUUACCGGCACCCAGUGCUCGAGGAAAGACUGAGCCGUCGGCGGACGACGCAGGAGGCCCGUUCCUUGCUACGCUGCCGACGAACAGGGAUUUCUGCACCCGUCGUAUACUUUGUGGACUAUGUUUCCAACUGUAUAUAUCUUGAAGAUAUUGUGGACUCAACUACAGUCCGUGACUAUAUCAUUUCUGAACAGCAAUCUACGAAUGGUCCCAGCAAUCUCUUUCUGCUAGCAGAGAAAAUAGGUGAGAUCCUGGCACGUAUGCACGAUGAAGAUCUUGUACAUGGGGAUCUAACAACUUCUAACAUGCUGUUGCGACCACCAAUAGAAAAGAUGGAGCUAAUAUUAAUAGAUUUUGGACUGAGUUUUAUUUCUGCCCUGCCUGAGGAUAAGGGUGUUGAUUUGUAUGUCUUGGAGAAAGCCUUUUUGAGUACCCACCCAAACACAGAGGCUCUGUUUGAAGCACUCUUGAAGAAGUACUCUGCUGCAUCUAAAAAAUCAGCUCUAGUAAUUAAAAAACUAGAUGAAGUACGGCUAAGAGGACGAAAGAGGUCUAUGGUUGGAUAAAAGAGCACAAACUGUGUGUACUAUGAGAGUAUUUAAACGUUUUCAGUUGUGUUGGAUUAUGUAAUAAAACCUAGCCUUUUUCAUUGCUUUGGAUUUAUUCAAUAAAUUGUUGAAGUUUUAUGGCUAGG
This is a messenger RNA of Rhineura floridana, 938 nucleotides long. It is a transcript of the gene TP53RK, whose product is annotated as TP53 regulating kinase. Gene Ontology annotation, molecular function: ATP binding; protein serine/threonine kinase activity. Lineage: Eukaryota; Metazoa; Chordata; Lepidosauria; Squamata; Rhineuridae. Bases 79 to 810 code for a protein of 243 amino acids. The record is from RefSeq and is a predicted model, not a curated record. Gene Ontology annotation, cellular component: cytosol; nucleus; EKC/KEOPS complex. The transcript has 2 exons. Gene Ontology annotation, biological process: protein phosphorylation.